Molecule: messenger RNA, 4239 nt
Organism: Aspergillus calidoustus
Lineage: Eukaryota; Fungi; Ascomycota; Eurotiomycetes; Eurotiales; Aspergillaceae
Source: the annotation of a GenBank genome assembly
AUGGAAAUUGUCGGUGUCGUCGCCGGAAUUCCUGGCCUUAUCCACAUUGUCCACGAAGUGACUGCUACGCUGCGGGGGCUGGGCAACAGGAGAUCCAGCGUAAAAGUCGCAGGGGAGCUCCUCUCGGAGCUCACAGAGAUUGAGAACAUUCUGAAGGAUGUGCAGCAGAGAUGGAAGUCGAAUCCCACCAACAAAUCCCAACUGCAGGGAGUUGCACCGGUUCUCUCGCAGCUGCGGACCGAGUUUGCGUCGCUUCAAGCAACUCUGCAGAUCAAGUUCUCAAAGGAACCGUCCAGCUUUCUGAGGAGAGCGCUUCCUUUGUUCACGAGGCUCGAUAAAACAUUAAAGGAGUCGCUUAAUCGGGUCACCCAAGUGAAAACGUCGCUCAUCCUGAUCAUCGCCCACCAUCAUGACAGACUGGCCCAAGAACACCGCGAAAUCUCCUCUUCUGACCUUCGAUUGACCCUCCGUACCUUCCUGCGACCGUCGGGCGACAACUUCGUACCCCAGCGGCUGGAUGGCACCUGCGAGUGGAUCUGGUCGCAUCCAGCGUUCACACCCUGGAUCAACAGGCCAGCGUCACCAUCGACCGGUUUUCGAGGUCGCAUAAUCUGUGUCUACGGCCCCAAAGGCUGUGGAAAGUCGGUAAUGGUCAAAUCCAUCGCUGACCAUCUUAGGCAUCGGGGGGAACACGUAUCGCAUUUUGCCUUUUGGGCUGGCAGUGAAACCCAACGCAAAUUCCUAGACUUUCUACGGUCGCUUCUUUGGCAGCUUCUGAGUUCUCUUUCCGAGAGCCAAGUUCGCGUUGUUACAAGCGAGUUAAUUUCCGAAUCCAGCAUCAAUGAGCGUAACGUCCUUGCGGCCAUUAACCAAGCUCUGGCCGCCAACGCGACUGAUCUCUACUGUUUGGUGGACGGAGUGGACGAGUCGGUCGAUGACUGGAAUGUCCGGGGCCAGGGCUGUCUUGAGAUCAUCCUCGAUCUUGUUAAGAGCCACGCUGGGAUUCAUCUCUUGGUCGCAGGCCGCGAGCCCUCCAUUCGCACGCUUCUGAAAGAGUCGACGCUCAGCCUCGAGGUGACAGAGGACUGUACACGCGGCGAUAUUAACAGGUUUAUAGCUGCCGAGCUGGACCAUCUGCUGACUCUGAAAGCUCCGGAGGCCAAGCAGAUGGUCCAGAGGAGUCUUCAGGAGCAGUCGCAGGUCAUGUUCCUAUGGACCACCCUUAUCUUGAAGCAACUCAGGCGGUGCUACACCACAGAGGAAAUCACAAAAACUCUGGAGCAAGUUCCCCAUGAGCUUGACCGCGAAUACCACCGUCUUUUCCAACAGCUAAUGGCGAGGACAAGUGGCACACGGACAAAGCCCUCUGCGUCUAUGAAUCGAGCACGCAUUCUCCUCACGUCAAUCAUCGCUUCCCCCGAGCCAUUAACUGCGGAUGAACUACGUUAUGCUUAUGCAACCCAUGUUAGUACUGUGUCAAGGAUUGAAGACAGCCUCAUACCUGUUGACGGUAUCAUAGACGCCUGCGGAGACUUUUUGCGACUCACUGACGGCCGUUACCAUCUGAUUCACGCCUCGUUGAUUGAUUUCCUAACUAGGCCAACGGAAGAGUGGCAUGCAGAGGAUGCUGAUAUAGAGUACUUUCGAAUCAAUCGCUCAGAUGCUCACAAGCAUAUGGCGUCAGUUUGCGUCAAGUAUCUUGAGUGGCUUGACCUGGGAUACCCCCUAACAGACGGUGGUGCACCGACGUUGCCAUCAAAGUAUCCCUUCUUCUCUUACGCAACUUCGCUGCUUCCUUACUUCCUUGCCAGAGUCAUCCUCUAUGGUGACAGCGCGUGGGGCUAUUCAGAGAUCCGCCGUGUCGGUAAAACUCCCCAAGCAUGGGCUAUGAUUGAGUACGCGUUGGCCACCAUCCAAGGCAACCAGUGGCACAGAAACGUGGACCACCUUCACUACUGGUCGGAACUGGCAUCUGUCAAGUUUGAUUGGCGACCGACGGCACUAUUUUCAAUAUACGAAACAGAGCUACGACGGCGGCUGGGCUGUUUCGGGCUUGAGGAUUCGCGGUACCAGGUAUUGGAAUCUGUAUUUGCGCUGGCCGUCAUGUUUUAUCCGUAUUGUAUAGGCAUCAGUCCACCCGACACUGCUUCUAAAAGCGUGCGAAGUGUGACCGGCCGCGCUGGUAGGCUGAUCGAGGAAGGAACGCUCCCCGCUAUGCUGACCAAGUGCCUAAAGGGGAAUGUUGUCCUCGCUGGACAGAAAAUACCCCAGGCUCUUUUGACAUUCAACAAGGUGUUCCGCGGCCUUGCAAUCUCAAACCUGAAAAUGAUGACGUUUGACCUUAUGGCGCUUUCACCGGAUGUCCUACCCGUGCCCUUUGUCCUGCUCAUGUACACAAUGGCUGUCAAACGACGAGACUGGGGAUCAACGGAGAUGCUCGCUGAGACAGCAUUCAGGAGGACCAGGGGUGACAACACCCUCUGGGAAUGCUUGAGUCUUCUGGCUCUCAGUACUGCCACAGAAGAUCACAUACAGGCAAUCGGCUUAGCAAGAGAGGCUAUUCGGAAGACUGCUCGAGUCCAGUCGCAACCGCACUUCCUCGCAAUCGAAUUCGACGCAUAUACAACCCUUACAAUAUCACUGAUACUCCAGGGGCGGGACGAAGAAGCGAGAGGUGCACUGCGCUCCCUGGAGAGACUUGUUGGGGUGAAGCGCGCAAAGAGCGGAAGCCGCAUCUUCGAGACGUUGUCCCGGACGAGACGGGGGCUAGGCUGGAGAAUGAACUGCCUUGUGAAUGUUGCUUGCGCGUAUAGCGAGAAAGGAAAGCACACCGAUCCAGCUGAGCUAAUGGAUCGGACUCUGGCUAUCCUAGACGGUGUCCCCCGGAUGGAUCAGCCGACAUUGCAAACGCAAUAUUGUUUUGACCAACAGAGGGUCGCACUUUACCAUGCGGGUGACAUGCGAGGGUGCAUUACCUGCUGCCGGAGGUUCGCGGAGUUCCUGGACAAGUUGCCUCCAAGUCACCAGGAUAGCCUGAACAUGCAGUAUCGAAGGAAGACGUACAGCACGAUGGGCUGGUGUUUUGCCAGGUUAGACAACUUCGGCCAGGCCAAGGCGGCCUUUCUUCAAGCCGCCAACGGUGCACAGCCUGUAGACGACAGCAAGCACCAGGAGAGCUUGGAUGCCGUCCCUUACCUUGCAUAUACUCUGCUUCUCACGGGUAGCUACGAACAGUGCACUAGAUAUCUUCGCAAGACCAUCGCGCCUGGUAAUGUUGCAGAGGACGAAGCAGCGUAUACAUUUGGUCGAAUCCAACCAUUGGCCGACGAAAUGGAAGCAAUGGGCAUCAUAAAGUCUGACUAUAGGGAUUUCCUGCGCUCCGCGUCGCUCUUAAAAGCAGAGGAGCUGAAAUCAAGAAACGCCUCCGCGGAUGCCGAUUGGUGGAUACACAAAGCAUCGCAUUUGGAAGAUCCCCCAGUCCCUGCAUUUCGCUGCGAACGUGUCCUUCUCUGUUUAAAGGCCAUUGACAUCCUGCUUGGUGAUACCAACCGCACGCUAACAACAGUCAUUUACUACCGCCGCUUGGCGGAUUCUCUUUCUGCAAUGGGGCACCAGUCAGCCGCCGGGCUCGUAUCAGCUGAUGCAGCAUCCUGGUGUUUUGGCAACCACAGGGUACGUUUCUACGUGGGAAUGGUCUUCCAAGCCGAUACAGCUCUCCGUGACCGGAAGUUUGAGCAGACAAUACUCUUCCUUCGUUCGGCGUGGAAUGUCUCCCGGUGGGAUGGUCUUAUAGACUUUGGCAUGUUGAUUUUUUUUGCGGAUCACUACAUCGCCGGCGGCGAGCACAUAAUCAGAACUGAGCAGGUUGGGGAUCUUACUGCCAAUGUUCUUCAACCGUUCCUGAAACAGGCACGCGCAUUCCUGGUGCAAGCCCGCGAAGUAAGCAUCGAACUGCACCGCCCCAAAAACAGGAUACAGGCAGACAGUAAAGAAGACGAUAGUAUCGCUGUCGGUCUGCAGCCCAGGGAGAGAGAGCUUGCGGAACUCGAGUCGCGUCUUAUUGCGCUUGAGGCUGGGGUCCCCCUUGCAGCGGCCAGCAACGAGGCGCCGCCACUGACUGUUAAGCUGAAGCGUGCUAGGAGCUUCUCGGAAUUGGCAUCUGGACAGCCUCUGGUGACCUGCAGGAGAAGGCUUUUGCGGUCGCGGUCUUGGGAGCUAUUGUGCGGUGUUCAUGACUAG